This is a messenger RNA of Entelurus aequoreus (snake pipefish), 5349 nucleotides long. RefSeq names its product uromodulin-like 1 (gene umodl1). Gene Ontology annotation, cellular component: cell surface; extracellular region. The record is from RefSeq and is a predicted model, not a curated record. Gene Ontology annotation, molecular function: protein binding; peptidase inhibitor activity; calcium ion binding. NCBI's taxonomy places the organism in Eukaryota, Metazoa, Chordata, Actinopteri, Syngnathiformes, Syngnathidae. The coding region runs from base 275 to 4123 and encodes 1282 amino acids. The transcript is spliced from 16 exons.
ACUACUCUAAAGUAACGGUACUCUAACUCUUACUUAUUUACCAUUUUUGGCUGCUCUGUAUUUACCACACAUGUGAAUAUUCUGCAAGUCCAAUACAUCAUAAACGUGUUAGCUGCUGUGUUUUUCUCAUCCCUGAUUGAGAAGCAACCGAAGGAGGCGGGGGAGCAAGAAUCCCCCCUAAGGAUUGAGUAUUUCAGUACAUCUAUCAGUGACUCAGCAUAACCCAGAAGAGAAAACAAGCGUCUAAGAUGUUGCCGUUAAAUAAAUGACUUAAAUGAUGAGGAAAAUGCGUUGGAUGCUCAUCGUCUGGACGCUAUUGGCCCUCCUGGCUCUUUGCACUGGGCAACAAGAUGCAGGAAAAGGCCUCUCUCCAUCUGGCUACCAUCUUUGUUUGUACAAUCAGACCCUCACUGUGAGUUCCCUGGUCUUGCGGGAGAUUCCUUAUGUCACGACAAAGCCUUGCGGAGGCUGGUUGUCCUGGACGACAUGUCCAGUGAAACUUUACAGAAUAGUUCAGCUGACGGAGUACCGCGCAGUGACGGCGUCGGUGACCAGAUGUUGCCAUGGUUACAUGCAAGUGGGAAGCUACUGUGCCCUGCCUCUAAAGCGGACCGAGGAGUUCACAAGCAAACCUGGAUCUUGUCCGGCAGCCAAUGGCUCUCAUUCCAGUGGUGGCGACUGUGACUGGGACAUAGAUUGUCCAGGCUGGCAGAAAUGUUGCCAUUUUCUCUGCAGUGGCACUUCAAAUAUGACUAGUUACACCGAGAAUGGUGGAUGCCGUUUUAACGCAACAGUGACGGUGAAGACAGAUUACCAGCAACUGAACUCUGAGGAUGGAGCUCUUCUCAACCACACCAGAUUACUCCAAGCUAUGGUAACCGGAGCGCUGCAGUCCAAUGUUUCCGUCCAUUACCUCGCCUCCUGGCCGGUGCAGCCUUUCAGAACCGCUACCUCACUGCUGAUAGGCUGCACAUGUGACCUUUCCCUGCACAACGUCUCAACCGCGCUGCACGUCCUCCUCAUACACAUACAGGAGGUGUCAGCCGUGACCGUGCAAGAUGUGAAUGAGUGUGCACAUCCUGCUCUUCAUCGGUGUUCCCCUCAGGCACAAUGUAACAACACAGUGGGUUCCUACCAGUGCGUAUGUCACACAGGCUACGUCGAUGUUGACCCCAGCAACCCUGGAACUCUUUGCACAGCCCUUCCUGGCAUCAACAACUUACAGUCUUCCAACAUCACUGGAACCUCCUUUUUUGUGUAUUGGUCCAGCCUAACUCUGACACCUCAGACUUACUUGGUGGUUUUAAGUGAGGGGUCAGAGGUUAUUGAGUGGACAACUAAACAGACCAUGAUGGAAAUAAAGGACCUGCAGCCUGGGAUCAACUACAACGUCACUGUUCAGAUCCACUCCAACCAAAGCCAAGGAGACGUCCUCAAUAUGGCACUCAGAACUGAUGCUCACACUCUUGAGGCCACAACUCGACUUACCAACAUCCAGUUCACUGAAGACCUGCGAAACGCCAGCAGCCAGGCCUACAAAAACCUUACUGCAGGCAUCAUGGAAGAGAUUUACCGCUCGCUGACCCCUGAGAUGAAGGCCAUGGUGAAUUCAGGUCAAGUGAGAAUCGAGAUCCGCAACUUUUCUCCAGGCAGCGUGGUAGUCAACAUUACUCUGAUCUUCAGCCCUAGUCCAAAGCAGGACAUCACAAAUACAUCAACAGAUCUGCUUUACGCCCUGAUCAACAGCUCCAUUUAUAUCGUGGAUGAAAACGACACAAAUAUUAUUGAUUUUGAUGAAUGUGUUCCUGGGGAAAAUGACUGUUCACAAUGGGCUAUGUGUAAAAACACCUGGGGCUCCUACUCCUGCUCCUGUCUGGAUGGAUUUAUGGACACAAACCCACAAAGAUCUGGGAGAGCCUGUCAAGAUUCCUUGGAGACAUUACCAACUUCCACAUUCGUAUCAAUAGUUAGCAUGUCAUCUCAAACAACAACCUCAACUCCUCCAGCUCCAACCAUUGACACAAUUGUAGAGGCAAGCACAGCAAUCACCGCUUCUGUCAUUAUCCCACCAACAACCUCUUCUGCAUUGCCAGCCAUGAACAAUGCACAAGCUAGUACCACUAACAUACCAACAACAGCCAUCAUAGCCCCAGCAACUACCAACGUACCAACCACUACUUCUAUUGGAUCAACAACCACCCUUACCGAACCAACAACUACCUCUAUUGAACCAACAACCACUUACUUUGUAGCAAUGAUCACAGCUGUAACUUAUGUAGCAACAACAAUCUCCAAUGCAACUGCAUUUACAUCGGCUGUAUUAACAACCACAUCUAUUGCGCCAAGGACCACUACUUCUGCACCACCACCACCAUUGCCUGUUGCAAUGACUAGCUCCACUGCACCAACAACCACUUCUCAUUCACUAGCAACUACCUUUGUUUCUUCAACAACUACCAGUGUACCCUUAACUACUACUGCACCAGCAACCACAACCAUUGAACCAAAUACCACCAGUGUACUGCCAACAAUCACUACUGCAUCAACAACAACCAUUGAACCAACUACCAUACAGGUACCAGCAACAACCACUACUGCACCAUCAACCACAACCAUUAAACUAACUAGAACCGGGAUGUCAACAACAUCUACAACUGUACCGACAACAUCAACCAUGGAACCUACUACCACCAGUGUACCAACGACAACCACUACUGCACAAACAACAACAACCAUUGAACCACCUACCACCAGUGUACCAAUGACAACCACAACUGCACCAACAGCAACAACCAUUGAACCACCUACCCCCAGUGUACCAAUGACAACCACAACUGCACCAACAGCAACAACCAUUGAACCACCUACCACCAGUGUACCAAUGACAACCACAACUGCACCAACAACAACAAGCAUUGAACCACCUACCACCAGUGUACCAAUGACAACCACAACUGCACCCACAACAACAACCAUUGAACCACCUACCACCAGUGUACCAAUGACAACCACAACUGCACCAACAACAACAACCAUUGAACCAACUACCAAUGGUGUAGCAACAACAACAUUACAUUCCUAUAUAAUGAAUUCAGCCCUAGGUGAUAUUUCAGUGGACUGCAAAGUUACUGGCAUCAUGGUGACAGUUGCUAAAGAGUUUCUAGUGAACAACAACAUCAGGGAGAGCACUCUGUACCUGGGCCAGCAGGAAUGCGGGAUCACUGGCGGCAAUGUCAGUCAUGCUCAGCUGACUGUGGAGUGGAAUGACACAAUGUGUCUGAAAAGUUUUGCCAAAAACGAUACCAACUACGUGGCCUCUGUAACCCUGUUCAACACCGUGGAGACAAACAGUACACCCAACGGAACAUUAGAAGCACCUUUAUUGCACCUGGAGGUUCCAGUUAUAUGCACGUACAUGAGGAACAUGCUCAUGUCCACUGACUUUGGCUCCAUGGGGUAUAACUUGAUGAAAGACGUGAUCACAGGCUUAGGCUUUUUCCAGGUGUCGGUGCAGCUGAUGAACGGCACAGUAUCUUUACCGUACAACUACAGUUUAUCACCUGAAGAGGCUGUGGUAGUUAAGGUCAGCAUGAACACGUCAGCAGACGAGCUCAAAGUAGUCAUCUCCUCGUGCUGGGCCACGCCCACUCCAAAUCCAGCUGACAACAAACGCUUCUACUUCCUGGACAACAGGUGUGCCCUCAACACAUACACCAAUGUGCUGAUGAACGGAAACUCCAGCACGUCUCGCGUGUCUGUGAAGAUAUUCUCCUUUGUCAACGUCAAUCUGAUAUAUCUGCACUGCCAUGUUCAAAUUUGCAUACAUAUUGGAUCUGAUACUUGUGUUCCUGACUGUGUGCAAAGAACAGCUUGGUCUUCAAACACCAUUGGGCGAGGGUUUGGUUCUACCGGCCCGUUGCUGAAGUCUGAGGAGGAGCCCCUGGAGGAUGUGAAUGACCAAAUCCAGCUCAUCACACUAUCCUGCCUUGGAGUUGCUGUGACGCUCUUCCUCAUCGUUGGUUUCGCCUGCCUGUUCAACUACCACAGGAACCGUGUCGGACAUUACAACUUUGCAGUCAAACCGAAACCACAAAACUUCACAUUUAUUGACAUCAAAGCUUAAACCUCCAUAGUCAUUUUUUCUUUUCACUUCAACACCUUUGCUUCAUGGAGGAUUUUGCGUUUGAUUGGCUACAUUCACAUGAAACAGUGACACAGUAGAGUUAAAACUUAUAGAAAAAAUCACGUUUUAUGAAUAUUUAAUGGGUAAAUGCUUUACUCAUAAUAAUUUUUAUCAGAACAAAUACACACACAACUUGGGAUGGUAAAUUAGCUAAUUAACAUCGGAUAUGCGAUAUACAUGUUACUGAUUAAAAUAACAGAUAUUACAUAGCAAUUUCAACACAUCCAAAUUUGGUAAUGAAAACUACAACUAAGGUGCAUAUUACAUUUAAACAGCUGGUGUGCAAUGAAUAUAAAUACUUACAGGAUAAACACUUUGUAUAGGACUCGACAAAAGACAAGACUGGCACAUUCAACUUAAUGGCAAAGACUACUUCCUGAUUAUUGCAACACACCUAAAAAAAACUAAAAUGAAUGCAUCCUUGCAAAUAACUCACACGUGUGAGAAACCAAAGUAUGACAACUGAACAGCACAGUUAUCACUAUCAGCUAUUUUGUGUGUGUUAUGUGUUUAAUAACACAUUUAGAUUUAAUAAUUAAACAAUUUAAAAUUAAUUACCACAUUAUUUGACACAAAAGUACCUAAAAUUGGUGCCACUGAGCAUCAAUUCUAGUUGAAAAGGUACCCAUCCCAAUGCACAACUACAGGGACAAACACACAGCAAUGUCCAAAUGCAGAAAUGUUAUCUAAAGUCAAUAAAACAAAUACAAUGAUAAAAAUGUUGAAAUUUAGCGCAUGAAUGCUUCAGGAUCCAAAAUAAAUGCUAAAGAAAAAAUGCUACAAAAGGGCAAUUCCACGGAAUCGGUGCCAUUUACAUCCCCAGGAAAUAAAAUGUAUAAAUGCAGGAUAAGAAUAAGUGAUUAAUAUUUGAUGCCAUAUUUCAUAAAUUAAUAAACAGUGGAAAAAUAACAUUUUUUGUCCCUCCCUGCUUCCUAAAAUUUGACUUUAUCGAAAGAUAUAAUCAUUUAAAUCCUUCAUAUUUGUCAUAUAAUUCACAGACUCUCACAGGAGCGGUAGAUCUCAGCACAGUCCUAUUAUAUGAGAUAUUUUUUUAAUGUAAUUUGUUUAUUUUUUAUAAUUGAAACAACUUUUCAAUCACUGUAAUAAUGUACCUACAGGUUGUUAGCAUAAAUGUCAUGUGGUUAUAGUUCAUGUAUUUGAUCAUU